AUGACAUUACUAGUCGAGCUUGUAACCUACAACGGCCACAACAAUGGUUGUGUAGACCUAUGGAAAUCAGACCUCGUCAACAGACUAUACCGUAACCUACCCUCUACUUCCCCCCUUUGCCAAUACGCUGUCACAAGGUACGCAGUAAAUGCCGGGAAUAUGACUCAAGAAAAGUGGGAAGCCCAUCCCAAGUCGUUCAUGAUCGAUCUGUUGUUGGUCGCUAUUCCUGUGAAAGGUGGCUCAAUCAAACGAAAGCUUAAGGAAGAGAAUUGUGACUCUUGCAACUUCCACGAGCACAAGGGUGAUAAAGAAGCGAUUGCGGCCUGCAAGAUGAGACAGCAGAAAGAAGGACUUUGGUUCUCUAGCUUUCUGCGAGCAUGCAUGAGCGAGGUUUACGAUAUGGAGGAUGCGAUGCUGGAGUCAAAGUCACAUGCGCAGACGGAGGAAAACCCAAAGUAUGAGCCUGACAUGUUGGAAAAGAAAGAAGAUAAGGCGAUGCCCUCGUCGGCCGGUGUUGGACUGCCAUCAGAUUCGACCUUUUCAUUCACAAUUCCCCGAGGAGUGGAUGGUAGGUCACAAAUGGAGCCACCCGUAAGCAUUUGGGAAGAUUUGGAAGCAUACGAUGACUAUGAGAUCUUGCUCCACGGUGGUUGA
Alternaria viburni is the source of this 654-nucleotide messenger RNA. RefSeq lists its product as uncharacterized. The record is from RefSeq and is a predicted model, not a curated record. The transcript has a single exon. NCBI's taxonomy places the organism in Eukaryota, Fungi, Ascomycota, Dothideomycetes, Pleosporales, Pleosporaceae. The coding region runs from base 1 to 654 and encodes 217 amino acids.